Gasterosteus aculeatus aculeatus (three-spined stickleback) is the source of this 836-nucleotide messenger RNA. Its product is annotated as retinal cone rhodopsin-sensitive cGMP 3',5'-cyclic phosphodiesterase subunit gamma. Lineage: Eukaryota; Metazoa; Chordata; Actinopteri; Perciformes; Gasterosteidae. The record is from RefSeq and is a predicted model, not a curated record. Gene Ontology annotation, molecular function: cGMP binding; 3',5'-cyclic-nucleotide phosphodiesterase activity. Gene Ontology annotation, cellular component: photoreceptor outer segment membrane. Gene Ontology annotation, biological process: visual perception; positive regulation of epidermal growth factor receptor signaling pathway; positive regulation of G protein-coupled receptor signaling pathway.
ACACCAUCUGAUGGGAUUAGCCGCCUGGAGGACUUUAAAAAGGGACAGUCGGACAGAGAGAGAAAAGCACAAGUGAGAACCAAGCCAAGAUCAUCAGACAGCAUCAGAAAAACACUUUGGGACUCCAACAGAAGUAAACAAUCAAAAUGGCAGACGUUGCAGUUCCCGCCGACAGGAAGGCUCCUCCCAAGUUCAAGCAGAGGACCGCUCGUACUUUCAAGAGCAAGGCGCCCAAACCCGGCCAGAAGGGGUUCGGAGACGACAUCCCCGGCAUGGAGGGCCUGGGCACGGACAUCACCGUGGUCUGUCCCUGGGAGGCCUUCGGGGACAUGGAGCUCAGCGACCUGGCCAAAUACGGAAUUGUUUAGCGCUCCGCCUUUGCUCGUAUCGCCCCUCACGUAUUCCAACUUGUGACUGUGCAGCUAAAUCUCUUGUACUAGUUCCCGAGAGAGGAGGCAGAUAGUGAUUAAUAAAAGGUUUGACCCGUAGUCCCCUUUGUCUCACGCACUUUAUCGUCCCCUGCCUUUCCACCGAUUCCACAGCGUCCCUCCAACGAGUCAGCAGCUCCGGCCCUAAACUUCUACUUUCCACAGCGGUAAAAAAAUAAAUGACAGUCUAUACUUGUAAUAUGAAAGAGGGAUUUCUGUUAUUGUGAUAUCACAGUAAUGUUUUGCUCUCCAUGUUUCCUAAAAGCUGCUGAUUCCAUUAUUUGUUUUGGCAAAUCGUAUUUUCACGCUAAGUCUAUAAUUCACUUCGAUCUUCAGUGGAUAAUUGAUGUAUUUUGUCGGUAACAAUCCCAUAAAAUGACACAAUAAAUGGUAAUAUUUUUCGUAGAA